UCCUGAGGAAAGCUUUGCCUGCUACUUUUUGUUGGGAUCUGGGAGAGAAAAUUAUCCAGCAGAGGUAACGAGGUGGGAAAAAGUAAGAAAGAGAAACACGUUACACACCAUGGAAAUAUACUAUGUUGCUGUUUAGUCGUCUACAAUGCAAGCGGACGUGCUUUCACCGUGAAUUCAUACGAGGAGGUUUUUGUGUGUUAGUGUAACCCUUCCUCUUCCCCAUCAUGCUGAGUUUCCUGCGCAGGACGCUGGGGCGACGCUCCAUCCGGAAACAUGCAGAGAAAAGUCGGUUACGGGAGGCCCAGCGUGCCACGACGCACAUCCCUGCUGCUGGAGAUGCAACGUCCAUAAUCACCUGCCGUGUAUCCUUACUGGACGGGACGGAUGUCAGUGUUGACCUGCCGAAAAAAGCCAAAGGGGAGGAGCUGUUUGACCAGAUCAUGUACCAUCUGGACAUCGUAGAGAAAGACUACUUUGGACUGCGCUUCAUGGACUCGGCACAAGUGGCGCACUGGCUUGAUGUUACCAAAAGUAUCAAAAAGCAAGUGAAAAUUGGACCACCGUACUGCCUUCACCUGAGAGUUAAGUUUUACUCCUCAGAACCGAACAACCUUCAUGAGGAGCUCACCAGAUACCUAUUUGUUUUACAGUUAAAGCAAGACGUCCUCAGUGGCAAGCUAGAAUGUCCGUUUGACACAGCGGUGGAGUUGGCUGCCUUCUCGAUACAGGCUGAGCUCGGUGAUUGUGACCCAUUAGAACAUAAUCUGGACCUGGUGUCAGAAUUUCGCUUUAUCCCCAACCAGACCGAGGAUGUGGAGCUAGCGAUAUACAACGCAUGGAAGGAGUGCAGAGGUCAGAUGCCAGCCCAAGCUGAAAUUAACUACUUGAAUAAAGCCAAGUGGCUAGAAAUGUAUGGGGUUGACAUGCAUAUGGUCAAGGCAAGAGAUGGUAAUGAGUACAGUCUGGGUUUGACACCCACUGGAGUCUUGGUGUUUGAAGGAGAAACUAAGAUCGGGCUCUUCUUCUGGCCAAAGAUCACUUGUCUGGAUUUCAAGAAAAGCAAACUGACGCUUGUGGUAGUGGAGGAUGAUGACCAGGGCAAAGAACAGGAGCACACCUUUGUCUUCAGGAUGGACCACCCCAAAGCCUGUAAGCACCUCUGGAAGUGUGCUGUGGAGCACCAUGCUUUCUUUAGGCUGAGGGGGCCGGUGCAAAAGAACUCUGCACAGUCUGGAUUCAUCCGCAUGGGAUCACGCUUCAGAUACAGUGGAAAGACGGAGUAUCAGACAACCAAGGCCAAUAAAGCAAGGCGGUCAGCCUCCUUUGAGAGAAGGCCCAGUCGACGUUACUCCAGAAGAACAAUGCAGAACAGAGGAGCCUUCCAUCCCCAUGAUCUUCUCUCCUCCGGCAACGGAGUCAGCUCCUGCAGAGUCAACAAGGCUUCUACCAUUAGAGGUGCAUGGUCCUCUUUGCCUGCGGUCAGCCCGGUAGCUGCUUCUGCCUGUGCACCGAUGGAAAUUGAGGCUCUACCCAGGAGUCCUGGAGGAGAAAAGAGGAGUAUGCCCACGGUUGCUGACCUGAUGGAGACGUGCAUUGAUGAUGUCCUCAGGGCUCCUGUCGUUCCCACGGUGACUGCUACAGACGAGGCCGGACCAAGUCACUCCUAUGCUGCCUCCAGUGCGACGGGGGAAGAUCCUCUCGGCCUUGCUGAAGCAGCAGCUCGUCUGAAGCAGCUGGAGUUGGAGAGCAGUCCGCUUCUUGGUACUCCUAAAAAUAACGUCAAUGUCAAUAUGGCCAUGAACAAUCAGGAGGAUGUGGUGAAGCUGACGGAGAAGUGUGGUCUGAGCAGUACAGGCAGUAGUCCUGUGGUCACUCCACUGUUCGUUCCAGAGGAUCUGAAGAGUAACAUCCUGAAAGCACAAGCCGAGGCUGCUGCCCUCAAGGGAUCUUUGGAGGAACAUGUCGUAAUUGUUGGAGAUAAAAACUGUAACUUGCAGGAGGCCUCUGUCAGGUUGAAGGUGCGCACCGGGCGAAUGGGCAGUAACUCGUCUCUGUCCGUUAGCAGUCGCCCUGACAUCCAAGACUCCUGGGACCUGCUCAAACCAGCCUCACUGGUCUCAUCCGCAGGGGCCAGUGUCGAGAGGCUCGCUGAAGAUGUCGUUCCCAAGAUGCCCUCGGAGUCUGCCAGCGAAGGCAUGGUCCCAAAGGUAACGUUAAAACAGGAGGAAGUUGCCGUGCAAAACAACGCAUCACUGUCUGACAACCUGAUUGAUUUCACAGAUCCAACUCCUGUGCUGCCAGCAGUGCCGCAGCCCAAACCUGUCAUCACACCUCGCUGGAUCAUUCCUACAACGGCUCCUCCUGGCGUCUUUACUAACGGCCUGCUCGAUCUUGACCCCCACGCUAAGGUCAACCCUCUUCUCCCUGCAGAUGGGGGAGCAGCUCUCACCCCAGUCCUCUCCCACCUUGCUCACACACGUAACACCAUCUCCGGCAGCACUGUGGGUCAGCAGCCAGCCUCAGAGGAUGGAGCCAAACCCAGAAGUCUCCUGACCACUGAGCUCUGAUGGAGAAAAGAGGAGCAGCCAUCUCAACAUUUGUCUCACUGACUGCUUUCCCACCUCACCCAUCCACACACAAAGAGAGCUGGGCCAGAUGUGCCGAACACUGAGGAAUACAGGGAAACGGGGAAGAGGCAGCUUAAAAACACAAUGACAAACAGAUUGAACAAACUGAACUACAAGUACACAGGAAAAUAGGAAUAUGAUUACAGUUUUUCACGUUAACAUGACGCCAAGCCUAGUUUUUGUAAAACAGUUUAAACAAACAUUUAACACCCGUAUUAACAUCUUCAGAGAACCUAACUUGUAAAUCUACUGUAUGAGUUAACUGUCAGUGACCUGCUUAAUCCAUCCUGUCAACCAAACCUCUCACAACUAGAGCUCUCUACUUGUAGAGGACGAGUGAUGAAAAGUCUUGUUAUUCAACUUCUUUACAACAGAGGUCAAGUUGGGGCUGACACUAAACUCUCAUGACACUAAGGUACGUUGUAAAAGCAUAAGGCUCUUGACUCAAAGGGUAGGUUGUCUCUUUUAGUUGCUUUCCUUCCCCCUUCUUGACCAAUGCUGUUUUAUUACUGGUUAUUCACACCACUGUGUCCCUGCUCCUCUGAGCGUUCCUGUACACGCACAGAUUACACAGCACGUAGAGCUGCUGAAGUUCACUGGAUGAAGGACUGAAAAGACUUAAAAUGAUGAUUCCAAGAGAUGGAAACGCCUGGACUCUUAACAUGAUGACAUGUGGACACUAUACUGUCCUUGUAGCACACUUCAAACCUUUUUUAAACCCAGUCAGUACUACAUGUGAAAUGUGUCAGUUGGAAGCCACUGGAUAUGAAAACGUCACUGGAUUAUUUUUGCAACACUGGACCUUGUAUUAAGUUUUUUUUUUUUUGCAAUGGAUGACGAUAGAGAUGACCACUUUUUCAACCGUUUUUAUUAUCCUGCUCUUACUUUUGUCUUUUUUGAUGUUCUAAUUUGCUCGUCGCAGUACUUUUCACACAUUUUGGUAGCAGCAUAACGAAGGAUUGAUUUUCACUAAUGAAAGGUAGUUCUGUGUGUCUUUUUGGACCCUCUAUGUUGAGUGAAAGUUGAACAUGAAGUUUUAACUUUUUGUCUAAAAUGUGAUCCUGUACUUUGUUUUCUCUUGAAAUCACCGCCUCUACUUUUGACAAUUUGUCAUUCACAAUCAUUUUAACUUCUAUAUUGGCGUGUAAAUGCAACAGUGAAACCUUUAAGUUAACUGUGAUGCCAGUUAAUGGAUUACCUAACUGGAUAUCUGAAUACAUUUGUGAAGGUAUAUAAAUCUGACCCUAUGAUGGUAAGGGCCUUUUGUAGCUAAAGAAAUGAAUGACUACAGAGCCUAGGGAGGGGUGUAAUAUUCUGAGAUUAUAUUGUCAUGAAUUUGACAGAAAAAGUGACAAAACACAAUUUUACAAGUUUGUUUCUCAAAAAUGUGGUUUUAAUAUCAGUAUUCUGAGAUUUAAUAUGACAAAUAUGACUUAUAAUCUUGUUUUUUCACGUAAAUGUACCAUUUUAAUCUCUGAAUAUUACCCUCUACUAUGGUUCUGUAAUUGUUUCCCUCCCCUAAUACGCCGCCGUAGACUCUGUUAUAGAACAUCUCUCCUGUAUUAACAUGUCGUAGUUACUACCCUGCCUUAUGGAAAUGAAUGUAUUCAAAUAAUCUCAUCUGAGAACGCUGGAGAGAACACAGUAUGAAACGUUUUACGACUUGUUCAAUUCAAAAUUGCUGUUAUUGUCUAUAACUAAUAGGAAAACUUGUACACGUCAAAUUGAGGCCCAAUUCUAAAUUUUGAGUUAUUAAUGAAGUAAAUCACAUUGACUCUUAAAAUGUAGACUUUUUUUUAUUUUAUUCGUCGUAAUCACUAAGUCUGGACCCUCGUUUAAAUUCCGUCUGGAGUUUUGUCAUUAUGUUGGUGAUUUCAUGCUCGGUCUUGAACAAGGGAAGCUGACUGUUUUACAAUGUCUUCUUAGCAGUGACAGUUAUUUAUGCUACUCGGUGUAAUUGUUCAAAUAUUACAUGUUGUCCAAAAGUGUUGUAGCGAACAGUUAUAAUGUAUUGUCAGUAUAAUGACAUCAGCUGGCUGUAGAUAUGAAGUAGAUUUAUAUAUAUUUUUGAAAAUGAUGUUGGCAGUAUUGUUACUACACACUGAGCAGAUAUCUGCAUUGUGGUGUUUUCUAAUUACAAAAGAAGUAGGAAACAUAUGUGAUCAAAAACCCAGAUUGUGAUGUCUCAAAUGCAAAUUUAUAUAAACUAUUUCUUCUUCUUUUCCUGGAAUACCUGAUCAUGAUUCAGUAAAGCUUUGCUACAGUAGGAGUCAAUUGUUUUUCAUUCAUUUUUACCGUUUGGCUACUGUUGAAAUGAGUUUCUUGCAAAGACGGUUGUCAGUGAUUAAAGUUGGAUUUAUGUAAGACCAGACAAUCUGAUUGACUGUCUGGUGGACCAGAUGUGAUUUGUGUCUUGUUAAACCAGCUGUGAAACACUGACCUGGAUCGUUGGGGUAAAAAAAAAUCAGAUUUUGCUGUCGUGUUUAAAUUCUCCUGUAAAGCUCUUGUAUCUGUAUCAGAAAUGUAGCAAUAACAACUGACUCAGCAGAAGUCUGUGUAUUCAAAAUGUGUUUUUAAGUGAUAGACUGGACCGGACUGUAUUUACUUGUGUAAUCUAUUGAAAUGUGUUUACUUUA
Messenger RNA from Cottoperca gobio, 5263 nucleotides. It is a transcript of the gene epb41l5, whose product is annotated as erythrocyte membrane protein band 4.1 like 5. The transcript is spliced from 26 exons. Bases 225 to 2567 code for a protein of 780 amino acids. Lineage: Eukaryota; Metazoa; Chordata; Actinopteri; Perciformes; Bovichtidae. The record is from RefSeq and is a predicted model, not a curated record. Gene Ontology annotation, cellular component: cytoskeleton. Gene Ontology annotation, molecular function: cytoskeletal protein binding. Gene Ontology annotation, biological process: actomyosin structure organization.